Messenger RNA from Arachis duranensis, 1574 nucleotides. Its product is annotated as probable O-methyltransferase 3. The coding region runs from base 29 to 1111 and encodes 360 amino acids. Gene Ontology annotation, biological process: methylation. Gene Ontology annotation, molecular function: S-adenosylmethionine-dependent methyltransferase activity; protein dimerization activity; O-methyltransferase activity. NCBI's taxonomy places the organism in Eukaryota, Viridiplantae, Streptophyta, Magnoliopsida, Fabales, Fabaceae. The record is from RefSeq and is a predicted model, not a curated record. The transcript has 2 exons.
GAUAACAUAGCUGAAAGCCAAAAGAGUUAUGGGAUUCCAAAGUGGAGAGCAAGCUAACAAUCUGCUUAAAGCUCAGUGCCACAUAUGGAAUCAUAUGUAUAGUUUUGUGAACACUAUAUCCCUUAAAUGUGCCGUUGACUUAGACAUAUUUGAAACCAUACACAAACAUGGCAGACCCAUGUCACUCUCACAACUCAUUGCUUCAUUGCAAAUUCACCCUUCAAAAUCCACCUUCAUCCCUCGCUUGAUGAGAAUCUUGACACAUUCUGACUUCUUCGCAACGACAAAUGUGGCCGAUAACAAUAAUGAGAUCGAAAUUGGGUAUGUUCUAACUGAUUCGUCUAUGUUGUUACUUAAGGAACACCCCUUAAGUAUAAGGACUUUCUUUGUUAACUCGCUUGAUCCAAUUUUGACAAAUCCAUGGAACAAGUUGUCAACAUGGUACAAAAAUGAAGAUCCUACGCCGUUUGAAACAGAGCAUGGGAUAAUGGUAUGGGAGUAUGGUGGGCGUGAACCUAGGCUCAAUCAUUUGAUCAAUGAUGCCAUGGCAAGUGAUGCUAGAUUCAUUAGCGAAAUGGUGAUUGAGAAGUGCAAAGGUGUGUUUGAGGGAUUGGAAUCAUUGGUUGAUGUUGGUGGAGGCAAUGGAACUCUUGCAAAGGCCAUUGCCAAAUCAUUCCCACAGUUGGAGUGCACUGUGCUUGAUCAACCACAUGUUGUUGCUGACUUGGAAGGAAGUGACAACCUUAAAUAUGUUGGAGGGAACAUGUUUGAGGCCAUUCCUCCUGCUGAUGCUGUUUUGAUGAAGGGGAUUUUGCAUGACUGGAAUGAUAAAGAAUGCAUUAACAUAUUGAAGAAAAGCAAUGAAGCAAUUUUGAGCAAAGGCAAAGAAGGGAAAUUGAUCAUUAUAGACAUGGUAGUUCAGGAAGAUGAGAAGAAAGAUCCUGAAUUAGUGGAAACACAACUCUUCUUUGACUUGCUCAUGUUGGUUAUGGCUGCCGGAAAGGAGAGAAGUGAAAAAGAAUGGGCCAAGUUGUUCUUCUCUGCCGGAUUCAGUGACUAUAAGAUAAUUCCAGUUUUAGGUAUGAGGUCUGUUAUUGAGGUCUACCCAUAAUAACUCAUUUUUGAAAAGGAAAAAAUUGCAAAUGAUUUUUAUUAUAAACAUUGAUUUAUGUGUUGUUUUUAGACUCUAAAUCUUUGAAAUGUCAAAUUCAAUUACUUAAAGUUUUCUCAAUUAUAAAAUAAAGGCCUUUUUGUUUUUUUCCCCUCAAAGUUUAUCCUUAAUUUCCAUUAAUAAAUGAUCUAUAAUAAAUAAAACACUAGGAAAGGGGUAAUUUUCAAAAGAAGCAAUCAGAAGAAUUGUUCUUUUUAUACAUACCGUUGACAAUUUCAACAUGUGAAAUUGUACAUUUAAAGAACUAUAAUCCAAUUUGCACAUAAGACAAAGUUCAUGUGAAUCAUUUGCAACUUUUCCUUUUCAAAAAUGUUAGCAUGAACGAGAUGGAACCAGGAGUCUGUUUACUGAUGGCUACAUACAGAUUUGAACUUUGUAAUAAUAAAGUUAUUCUUGUAUGAUU